Ctenopharyngodon idella (grass carp) is the source of this 6711-nucleotide messenger RNA. It is a transcript of the gene slitrk2, whose product is annotated as SLIT and NTRK-like family, member 2. Gene Ontology annotation, molecular function: protein binding. The record is from RefSeq and is a predicted model, not a curated record. Gene Ontology annotation, biological process: positive regulation of synapse assembly; regulation of presynapse assembly; axonogenesis. Gene Ontology annotation, cellular component: membrane; glutamatergic synapse. The transcript has a single exon. The coding region runs from base 1556 to 4117 and encodes 853 amino acids. Lineage: Eukaryota; Metazoa; Chordata; Actinopteri; Cypriniformes; Xenocyprididae.
GUUGCUAGAGUCAUCUAUUAUCAUUUCUAAUGGGUUGAAAACUGAUGGUGUUACAGUGCUCUCCAGUAUUGGCUGAGUUUGGCCUUAGUGCCUUGGGCAUAUUGUCCUCCUUUUCUUGGCUAUCUAUCAUGAAUUCUCUUGCCAGUGUGCACCAUGUAAAUCAAUAAUUUAUGACGUAUUACCUUAUGCCUGAAGGUGCUUUGUAAUUGCAAUUUAAGCUGGUUCUUAAUAUUACAACGAGUCAUGAAUUAAGUCUCAAAUUUCGCUUUGCUAAGCAGCAGUCAGUAAAUAAGCAAGAGGAACGGAUAAGUAAAAUAAACACCAAAGCAAUCUGGGGAAAAUCAAAGGUUUCUUUAUUUUUAUCUUUUCUCUUAUUUUAAGAUCCCUGUUGACGCUGUCUUUACCCCUGCAUAUGCAUGUUUUAUAUAUAUACACCGUAUAUAUUGGAGCUACUUGCGCCUCCUAGUGGCCGAUUAUGAUUAGAACAACGGCUUUUGUCAAUGCCAGAAACUUUAAUUACAGAAACUGUACAGAAAUCUGAUUUUAUUAUGUUUAUUUACCUCUCAUUUAGCCUCGUUGUGCUACAAAUUAAUGUUAACACCAUUAUAAGCCUAUAUAGAAAAAUAAUAAACACGGGCAAACAGAACCGUGACGUUGUUGUUGUUGUUGUUCUCCUUCUUCUUCUUAACAAGCAUAAAGUCAUAUCUUUACAACUGUUUUAAUACAAAGUAAGAGUACAAGACGCGUUAGAACACACACAGCAAUAGUUCAUAAAUAGAUUAAAUAAAAGCAAUAAUUAAAGAAAUAAAACGUAAAAUGCCAUACAAUAUCAAAAAUAAAUAAAACAAAAAGGCCAUGAAUUCUAUCUUAAAACAACAUUUAUCAAGCAGUGAUAAACGCAAGUCUGCAAAUAACAAUAACAUGUUAUUGUUGUUAUAAAAAAACUAAUGUAUUUGACUAGCAGAGGAAAACAUCUACUCACUCAUGUCUGGUGACGUCGGAAUACCACGCAGAGCUCACACACUCUCACCCAGCACAUACACACACAGACACACAUACAUACAUAUGCGCGCGCUCCUGGUGGGAGUGAGUGAGCAAGCGCGGAGUCUAUCUCUCUCACUCUGAAGCUCGCUCGCAUAGCGCUCAGUUAUCCCGCGCAUCACGCACCGUCAAGUUGACUGUCGCCAUGCAGGAUCACAGGCGUAAAGUUGCUUUCGUGUGAAUAUCUCUCGCGCUGCAGGUGAAAAGGACAGUUUAAGCUCCGAGACUCAGAACUGUGGGUGCCUCGGAUGCGCUUCAAACUGCUGCAUGAAUGCUUGCUCAUUAGCCCGGGAUUUCACUAUCACUGCGAGGGACGACGAUGCGUUCGGUCCGGCAGCGUUCACAGUGCGCUCGGUGAUGGAUGCCUUCUCCAUUCCGCCUUUUGGGAAUUAAGGAGGGUCAAUGGAGAGCUGUGCGCUUUUGUGCGCCUUUUAAAAAUCUUCUUUGGGGCUGUGCAUGCCUGUUUUGAGAUUUGCACAUUAAUGCUGGGGCUUUCGGCAUUAUUGCUGUAAAAAUGCUGAACAACAUUCUCUUGCUGAGCAUUUUAACAGUCACCAGUUUCCCUUCAAAGACAGACAGCCGCAAAACUUCCAAAGACAUUUGCAAGAACCGGUGCUCCUGCGAGGAAAAGGAGAACGCAUUGAAUAUCAAUUGUGAAAACAAGGGUUUUACCACGGUCAUUCAGUUCCAGCCUCCGCAAAACAAAAUCAGCCAGCUCUUUCUGAAUGGAAACUUUCUCACCAAGAUAAGCCCGAACGAAUUCUUCAAUUAUGGUAAUGUAACAUCUCUUCAUUUGGGUAAUAAUGGCUUGCAGGAGAUCAAAACAGGGGCAUUCAAUGGGUUAAAAAACUUGAAGCGUCUUCAUCUCAAUAAUAAUAACUUGGAGAUAAUAAGAGAGGACACUUUUUCUGGUUUGGAGAGUUUGGAGUAUUUGCAAGCUGAUUAUAAUUACAUUAGUGCCAUAGAGGCAGGGGCUUUCAACAAACUGAAUAAACUCAAAGUCCUGAUACUCAACGACAACCUUUUGCUCUCUCUACCUAACAACAUAUUCCGCUUUGUCAUGUUGACACAUUUGGAUUUAAGGGGAAACCGACUGAAGAUGCUGCCGUUUGCUGGUGUUCUAGAGCAUAUAGGUGGAAUAAUGGAGAUUCAGCUGGAAGAGAACCCGUGGAAUUGCACUUGUGAUUUGAUACCCCUGAAAGCCUGGCUGGAUACAAUUUCCGUCUUUGUGGGGGAUAUCGUGUGUGAGACGCCGUUCAGACUGCACGGCAAAGAUGUCACGCAGCUGAUCAAGCAAGACCUUUGCCCCAGGCGCAAUCCUGGAGACGCAAGUCAUCGUGCGAUGCAACCGCCGUCUGAUUCACAAUAUCAGGGUCCGUCUCCAACCCUGCGGCCUCGAGUCACACCGACAAGAGCCCCCAAGGCCUCCCGCCCCCCCAAAAUGAGAUACCGCCCCACUCCUCGUGUCACGUCCAGAGAUAAACAUGUAUUCGGGCCUAUCAUGGUCUACCAGACGCGUUCACCUGUCCCAAUGACGUGCCCGAGCAUUUGCGUGUGCACGUCGCAAAAUUCCGACAGUGGAUUAAACAUCAAUUGUCAGGAGCGCAAGCUUCAGAACAUCUCUGAACUUCAACCCAAACCAUCGUAUCCAAAGAAACUGCAUUUAACCGGUAACUAUUUGCAGACCAUAUACAGAACGGAUCUGACAGAAUACAGCUCCCUUGAGCUCCUGCACUUAGGGAAUAACAGAAUAGCAAUCAUUCAGGACGGAGCCUUUGAGAAUCUCACAAGUUUACGGAGGCUCUAUCUAAAUGGCAACUACAUUGAAAGCCUGUCCCAGUCUUUAUUCGCUGGGCUGCAGAGCUUGCAAUAUCUCUACCUGGAAUACAACAUCAUUAAAGAGAUUUUACCCCACACCUUCAACUCGCUGCACAAUCUGCAGCUAUUGUUCCUUAAUAAUAACCUGCUGAGAUCCCUUCCCGACAAUGUGUUUGGAGGUACCAUGCUGACAAGGCUUAAUCUCAGAAACAAUCAUUUUUCUCAUCUCCCAGUGCGCGGCGUGCUGGACCAGCUCUCUGCCUUCAUUCAGAUCGACCUCCAGGAGAAUCCGUGGGACUGCACCUGCGACAUUGUGGAGCUUAAGAACUGGAUGGAGCUGUCCAGCACCAGCGUAGUGGUGAAUGAGAUCACAUGUGACUCACCAUCCAAGCAUGCAGGCCGGCUCUUGCGCUCCCUCCGAAAUGAUGCCAUCUGCCCAGAGACUGAUGAGGUUCCUGUGACUAAACCCCCGACUGUUGAGAGCUCGAGCACCGAGGCGACCCCUUCUUCUGCCGUAACCCCUACGGACAGAAUGCCGGAGAUGCCUCCAGAGGUGCCCUUGUCCGUUCUCAUCUUGGGCCUGCUCGUUGUGUUCAUUCUGUCCGUGUGCUUCGGGGCAGGAUUGUUCGUAUUUGUCCUCAAACGUCGCAAGGGAGUGGAGAACGUUCCCUCAGGCACCAAUAACCAUUUGGACUUGAACUCUUUCCAAGUACAGUAUGGCUCAUACAAUGCAGAUGCCAAUGCGGAUAAAACCGACAACCACGUGUACAACUACAUCCCUCCGCCGGUGGGUCAGAUGUGUCAGAACCCCAUCUACAUGCAGAAGGAGAGCGAGCAGGUGGCCUAUUAUCGGAACCUGAAGGAGCUGAGCUUCAGCACUCUUGACCCCAAGAAGGAGGAGCUUGAUCGAAGCCCAGCUUUCACCAUAAGCACAGUGGAGUUCAUUGAUAAGCAGCCGUGCGCCAACCGUGAACCGGAACUGCUUUAUCAGAACAUUGUGGAGAGAGCAAAAGAUCUGCCCCAAUCCGGGCCACUCAGCUAUAACUUUUGCACUUUACCCAAAAAAUCCUUCAUCCCACCCUACGAAACCGCCCGGCGACACAACCAGGAUCGAUUAAACAAAACUGUUCUCUACGGGACCCCCAGAAAAUAUGCUGCACAGUCCAAAAACGAGCAUCCUUUGCUAUCCAACAAGCUUAAAACCGAGCCGGACUACCUCGAAGUUUUGGAGAAACAAACUGCGAUGAGUCAGUUGUAAGACUGAGUCCCUGUAAAACUGUAUCAUCUGUGUAUUCAACCACAAGAGACAAUAAUAACACCACCACCACAGACCUAAGCCUUCCAUCUUCUUUUAGAGGCUGUAUACAUACCCGCAAUUUAAAGAUGAUAUAUUAUUUUCUCUAAGGUUUAAAUUAUUUCUUCUACUUGAAACAUAAAGACUGUAGCAGUUGUCGCAAGAAUAUGUAUAGCUUACAGCUCCAUGCUUUUUUGUAAUAUGAAAUAUAUUUUCUCUCAAACGACAGGGUUGUUGAAAUGACAUUCCUGUAGAACAUGUUGGAUGGUGAGUGCAACACAAAUUCCUGGUUCCAGAAGUGCCUUUGCACUUGAAGAAUUUUAUCUCUGCUUUCUGCUAAUCAAAUUUUUAUAAGUGCUGUAUUUUAAGACUCUUUAUGUAAAAUAGAAUUAUUUGUCCAUUGCAUUAAACGGAAAAAAAAGUCAAAUGGUACUCUAGUGUUGGGAGAAUAUUGUUUUCCAUGUUUUACGGUUCUAAGAUCAGGUGAUUUCAGCUUAAAUUGAAUUAAGUUUCCCAUGCAUUCUGUGAUGGAUGUGGAUUGUGCAGUAUUCUGCAGCAUGCCUGAUCUCUUUUAGCGGCAGUGUGUGUGUGUGUGUGUGUGUGUGUAGUCUCAGCAUAUAUAGUACUUGUAUUUGCCUAGUUUCUAUGUCAUGAAGCAUUGUCAAAUGGUGCAGAAAAUUAUUUGAUCAUUUCUAUUUGCCUGAAUUUUUUGUUUACAUAUCGUGGCACAUCGACUUGCUUGCUGUAGCACCUGAUCUAUUAUUCCUUAUGCGUUCACUCAUUAAUUUCUAAAUUUAAAUCAGAUCGUCUUUGACUGUGGACAUAACGGUUGCUGUCCAAGGUGCUAAAAUGAGUCUGUAAUGGCUGGUAGAGAUAUAUUGCUGAAUUUCUAAAUAUGCCUUAUUGUAGACGAGUUAAAUACUUGAAAAAUGAUGCAGCAGUUUCCUGCGCCAUAAAUCAGAUGAGUGUUAUUGUUUCCUAUCAGCACAGAAAUAGGGUAUAUGCAUUUCUGGAUUUAUUUUUAAUUUGUUUGUUUGUCUACAUAAAUGUAAAGAGAGCUCCAUAUCAUUUCUGUACUCAUAAACUCUGGGGUACAUUACGUACAUGCAUUUCAUUCAUAAUUCAUUACCUUUUAAAAAUGUUUGCAACCUAUCUGAGCAGUUUGAUUUCAAAGUGAGCCAAAUGUUUUUGCCCUAUAGAAAAAAAAAAAAGAAAGAAAGAGUGCACUGGCUACAGUGCUUGAUGUGAGAGAAUGUUUUUCAUCCACUUUCAAAUGGAGUGAUUUCCUUUGCGUGGUACAAUGAGCCUCUGUGUGGCUGUUUCCUGGUGUGGCUGAGAAUGGGCAAGCCGCACAUGCCUUGCACAUCAAUGAGAGGCCUGACCAGCAGAACACUUGCUGCUCUAGAUGGAGACGUCAUGCUUUGAUUUGAAAUAAAUUGUGAGCUCUAAUCGGUUUACGCAGAAUGAGAGGGAGCAAGGCUGUUUCAUUGAUGCUGAUGUAUUGAGUUCAUUAUAUAUACAGCUGGUUCCAGUAUAGUUUAUGCGCUUUUUUUUUUUUUUUUUUUUAAUUGCGUGCAUGCAGUUUUGCUUAUGCAUUUGAAAUUCAUAAGUCUGGGAAGUGUGCAAUCAGUCUUUUGCAUGCAAUUUGAGCUGUGAGAAUACAUUACAGAUAUAUAUUUCCAGAGCAUUAUGAUAACUUCCUUAUUGCUGUGUGGAGGCUGGGAUAAAGGACUACUGACUGAUUGAAGAGAAAGUUUUGAAGCCCAAGAGCCUCGGCAGUGCUGCAGUACUUUGAUGCCACUGGCAGUGAAUUAUGUCGAGCAGUUUGAAGGUAGUUGGCUCCAGAUUCAAAUCGAUGGGAAUGAUGCUAGGUGCUGGCUGCUGGGGGCUUGUCCUCAAGCCGUUCUUACUCACUUCAGCUAUGCUCUCAGGCAGCUUCCAAAUUCUCCUAAAUGAAUCUCCUCUUCCCUCAUCGCAACUUUGGUUUAUGAUUUUCAGAAAAGUAUUUUUUGCAGGUUCCGGACUGUAAUAAUAUAUUCAUGAUGGAGCUUUGAUUCAGAGUCAGUCAGUAUCCAGAUCUCUUGAGUAACUGCUCAGCCUGAAGGCACAUUCAUUUUCUUGAAAGGCUGUGACGUCUGAACUGGAAUAUUGCAGAAAAUUGCCAGUAGAUAUGCUUUUUGAUUGACUUGCUCUCAUCAUUAGGUGCAUUAUGUAAUACGGAAGGGCAACCAUUUUCAUUCUUUUUAAAAUACAAUUUAUGUACAUGUUAAAUAAAUAUUACUAUGCUAAAUAUUACAAAUACCUACAAAUAUAUAUGGUUACACUUUAUUUUACAGUGCCGCAUUUACAUUGUAAUUACUCAAAUAAGUACUGAGUAAUAGUAAUUAACUACAUGUACUACUAUAGAGUUACAGUUAGGGUUUGGUUUAGGGUUUGUUACUUGUAAUUAUGCAUAAUUUACUGUUAUUACUAUAGUAAGUUCAUGUAGUAACGUGUAACUAUGGCACUGUAAAAUAAAGUGUUACCAUAUAUAUAUAUAUAUAUAUAUAUAUAUAUAU